This is a messenger RNA of Symbiodinium necroappetens, 208 nucleotides long. The record is from the annotation of a GenBank genome assembly. Lineage: Eukaryota; Dinophyceae; Suessiales; Symbiodiniaceae.
GUACUGGACGCAGCCAGACGUCACUUUGGCCUUGACGACUUGGGAGUGGACGUGCGGCGGUGUGAUGCUAUGGAGGUGCUCCAAAAGGACAAGCAGCAGUUUGAUGUCGUUAUCGACGACAUUUUUGUCGGGUAUGCACGGAGUGUGCACAAACCAAGAUGGAUGCUGCAGCGUGGCUUGCGCUUGGCUGCGAAGCAUGUGCGGCCAG